Messenger RNA from Oryza brachyantha (malo sina), 1516 nucleotides. RefSeq names its product probable N-succinyldiaminopimelate aminotransferase DapC. The coding region runs from base 97 to 1308 and encodes 403 amino acids. The transcript has 9 exons. The record is from RefSeq and is a predicted model, not a curated record. Gene Ontology annotation, cellular component: cytoplasm. Gene Ontology annotation, biological process: biosynthetic process. Gene Ontology annotation, molecular function: pyridoxal phosphate binding; L-kynurenine:2-oxoglutarate transaminase activity. NCBI's taxonomy places the organism in Eukaryota, Viridiplantae, Streptophyta, Magnoliopsida, Poales, Poaceae.
GGAGUAGGAGUAGGACUAGCGUACAGGGCUAGCUAGCGACUACCUUAUCCGAACGCGCACGCUUCACGUCGCACUGCCAAGCUGCGAGUGCGCGCGAUGGAGGCGAAGCUGUCGGAGGCUACGAGGCGGGUGGCGCCGUCGCCCAUCCAGCAACUCUCCCACCUGGCGGAGCGCGUCGGCGCCGUCAACCUCGCCGAGGGCUUCCCCGACUUCCCCGCGCCCGCCCACGUCAAGGCCGCCGCCGCCGCCGCCAUCGCCGCCGACCUCAACCAGUACAGGCAUGUGCAGGGGAUCUGCGACGUCCUCGCCAAGGCGAUGAAGCGGGACCACGGCCUUGACGUCGACCCUCUCACCGACUUCGCCGUUUGCUGCGGCCAGUCCGAGGCCUUCGCUGCCGCGACAUUCGCAGUAAUCGACCAAGGGGAUGAGGUUUUGCUUUUUGAUCCAGCUUUCGAAACAUACCAAACGUGCAUUGAACUAGCCCGAGGUGUCCCUGUGUAUGUGCCAUUGGAUCCACCCUUUUGGAGUUUGAAUGAGGAUAAAUUUUUGAAAUCAUUUACAAACCGGACAAAGGCAGUGGUCUUGAAUAGCCCGCACAAUCCAACAGGGAAGGUUUUCACCAAGGAGGAAUUACUUAUCAUUGCUCAAGCUUGUCAGAAAAUGGAUUGUUUUGCAAUAACUGAUGAGGUUUAUGAGUACAUUACGUAUGAUGAGAACAAGCAUAUCUCAUUGGCUUCUCUUCCAGGAAUGCAAGAUAGGACCAUCAUCACGUCCUCGCUGUCAAAAUCCUACAGUGUAACUGGUUGGAGAGUUGGAUGGGCUUGUGCUCCAGCAAAUAUUGCCUCAGCAAUACGAAAUAUCCAUGUCAAGCUAACUGAUUCAGCUCCUGCACCAUUCCAAGAAGCUGCAUUGGUUGCUUUAACAAGCACACCAGACUUCUAUUCAUCCUUGAAAAAGGACUACACAGUUAGAAGAGACUUCAUCCUUCAGAUGCUCACAGAUUUUGGCUUUCACAUUAGCUUCAAGCCACAAGGCUCGAUCUUUGUAUUUGCUGAGCUUCCCACGUCAUGGCAAAUUUCAGAUAUGGACUUUGUGACAAACUUGAUCACCAAUGCCGGUGUGGCGGCGGUGCCUGGUUGUGGAUUCUUCCACACUAGUACUGGCGACUCAAGCUGCCAUCACCGGUACGUCAGGUUUGCGUUUUGCAAGAGCAAUGACACCCUAAACUCUGCUGCUCACAAGAUGAGGAAGCUAGCCGGCAGUGAUGCAAAGAUGCGACCUCUACUGAUGGACAAGCAAUUCAGAUAGCAUCAGCCAUCCCUACUUGAUCACAGCUAUCUUAUCUGCGUGCCAAGUGUCAUUUUGCUAUAAUUUUGGGGUGAUUAUCAAGUAGUAUUCAAGUAACAGGGCAGAAGUUUGUUGCCAGACCACACCCACAAGCAAAAUCUUCACCAAACAAUUUUGUUCUAAACGCUUUACCGAACUUCCAAAAUAAGUGUUUAAGCCCAAAUGGUCU